Molecule: messenger RNA, 864 nt
Organism: Malassezia vespertilionis
Lineage: Eukaryota; Fungi; Basidiomycota; Malasseziomycetes; Malasseziales; Malasseziaceae
Gene: cyp6
Product: peptidylprolyl isomerase
Exons: 2
Coding region: 1-864 (287 amino acids)
Cellular component (GO): nucleus
Molecular function (GO): RNA binding
Source: RefSeq, a predicted model, not a curated record
AUGGCGCCAGGUGGAGGCACCGAAAGCGUUGAACACGCUUCCGAGCCAUUGUUGGAGGGUGACGCGCACGCAAACGGUGCGAACAGUCCGCAUGCCGUACACGAUGAUGCCAACGAAGCGGAUGAAGAUAAGGAGUACGAGGCCGAGCAGGCACGGCGGCGCGACAAUGCGUCUGCGGCGGCGCUGACACUGGAAAUUGUGGGAGAUUUGCCGCAUGCAGACGUCAAGCCGCCGGAGAAUGUGCUGUUUGUAUGCAAGCUGAAUCCUGUGACACGUAGCGAUGAUCUGGAGCUUAUUUUUUCGCGCUUUGGCAAGAUUCACAAGUGUGAAGUCAUGCGCGAUAAAGCGACGGGCGAUAGUUUGCAGUAUGCCUUUGUCGAGUUUGAGGACCGCAGUGCAGCUGAACAGGCGUACUACAAAAUGCAAAAUGUUCUGAUCGAUGACCGCCGGAUCUGGGUGGACUUUUCACAAAGUGUAUCCAAGCUGCACGGGGUUUGGGUCAAGCAGCGCACAUGUAAUUCUUCGGUGGCGCACGGUACGCCGUUUGAUGCACCUUCGCGGCAUGGACACGCGCAUGUGCAGCAGCCUCCCCAGGGGUACCACACCGAAAGACUGCUUGUGGAUUUGGACGAUAUGCCGAGGUCUCAACCUAUGCGCGAGCCCCGCGUUGAUCGACAUGGAAGCAGCGAUCGGCACCGCUCUCAAAGCGAUGAAUCGCAUCGAUCACGGCACGAUAAAUCACAUCGCUCGAGGUACCACGAGCGGCACAGGUCACGGCACGGCGAUAGACACGACCGAGUGCGCUACGAUCCCACACGCCGUGACUCGCGCCGCGAGCGCUCGCCGCGCCGCCAGCCGCCAUAG